Molecule: messenger RNA, 1589 nt
Organism: Paramecium primaurelia
Lineage: Eukaryota; Ciliophora; Oligohymenophorea; Peniculida; Parameciidae
Source: the annotation of a GenBank genome assembly
AUGGAAUUAAAAAUUGAAGAACUAAAUCAGAAAUACAGAAUGUUUCGAAGAGAUGUAGAAAAUUAUAAUACUAAAUUUACUUAAAACUUUAAAAAUUUUUAUUAAUAUGCUAUUGCAGCUGGAGAGGAGGAUUUUUAGAAAGGAAUUCAGGCAACUAAGAAACUGAAAAAUUUAUUAGAUGCAUAGGUUGAAUCAUCAAAAUAUGCUAAUUAGAUCAUUGUUAAAGAAGCUUUCGAGAGGUAAAAAUGAUAUAGCAAAAUAGUAUGUAAAUAUUAAUUACGAUUCUUUUAUAAAGUUCUAGAUGGUAAGAUAAUAAUGCUGGAAUUUGGAUUUUAAUAGUAAUAAUCCUGUUUAUAUUUUAUAGUGUUAUUUUGAAUCAUAAUAUAAAUUCUUAGAUAUUUAAAAAUUAAGUUAAAUUAUAAAACUUAAUUUAACAUAAUAUUUGGAAGAAUCAGAGGAGAUUUUUUAAGAAAAUAUAUCAAAAUUAUUAUCAUUAUUGAAUUAGAAUGAUAUAUUUUAAAUACCAGAAUAUUUAGUAAUUUAAGAAAAGCUUAUUUAAAGUAUGAAUUCAUCAUUAUAAUUGUCUGAAAAGUUUUAAGAUUAUUUUCAAGUUAUAAUUAAUUACUUAAGUAAUAUAAAUUCUAUAUAAAAUAGAUUAAAAUAAUCAUAAUUUCAUUGGGUUGCAUACUUCUAAAGUAGAUGUUUAAGAGAAAUAUUUUUCAAAGAUUCAAUUAAGUCCAUUAUUAUAAAUAUUAAAAGAACUUAAAACUAAAACUAAUAAUAAUAAUUACAUUGAUUUGUUAUUGAAAUGCUGUUUAGUUAAUUAAAAGUAAACAUAAUUAUCUGCUUUUAAUUUAUUGCUUCAAGUAGAAGAUACUGAUUAAAAUGAUUUCAUUGAAGUUUUAAGAUAUUCUUUAUUACAUAAUAAUUUUGAAAUAAUCAAAUUAGGAACUUAGUUAGCAAAAUAAGUUAUUAAGAAUUUUGAAUGUAAUAAACUCUCUCAUAUCAAAUUGCUAAUCUUUUUAAAUUAAGAUUUAUAAGCUCCUGUAAAAGAAACUUCAGUUGAUUUACUCGAAAAUAAAUUUAAGAUUCCUAAAAUUGAUUCUAUUGUCAGAGAUAAUAUGACAUUAAUAUUAAACAUAUGUUCAAUUUAAGCUUAAAACAAAGAUUAGAUUUUUCGUCAAUAAUCAUGGAGAAAUUUAUUUAGGGCAAUAAAAGCACAAAGCAAUGAAGAGCUAUCUUAGAAUAUAGAAUAAAUUAUUAAAAUAUGUUAAACUGCAUAAAAUGAAACUGAUGAAGGGGCUUUCUUUUAUUUUUUACAUUUUUUUGACUAAUUAAUAUAAAAAAAACAAGAUUUAGAUAAAAAUUAAAAAUUUCUUUUUGCUAAAAUCAUAUGUAAUUUUAUUGGUCAAUUUAAAAGUCAGCAAACUACGGAUAAGAUUGUUAAGGUAUUUAAAAUUUUAGAUUUUAAUGAUGAAUAACUUUCUUAAUUAUAUAGUUAAAGUGAUGUUUAAAAUUCUAAAGAAUUUUAACAAUCUUGGAGAGAAUUAAGAUAAUAACUAUAAACACAUAAAUAAAUUAAAAAAUGA